CCUGGAAACUGGCGGAAACUGUAGGAAGACACAAGAAAAAUGGCGGACGAAAGCGAGGAUCAGUGGUUGUACGGGGAUUCGACCGACAGCAAGGAGUAUACACCGACAAAUGUUCAAUCGGAGGUUCAGCAGAACGAUGACUCGACGCUCGCCGACGGUCAGGAAAACUCGAACACUCAAGAGGAUCAGAAGAUGGAAGGUGCAGGUCAAACUCCGUCCGAGAUGCAAGAGGCCGUCGAUUCCCUUGGUGGUGGCGACGAAGAAUCCUCCAUGAAUAAUGUGCAAGAAGAGAACACAGAUGCGAAUAAAAACGGAACGAGGGAAGCUUCUAGUCAGGAGGAUGGUGAAGCAGCCAGCGAAUCUGAUUCUGAUGACGAUGUGCAUGUUGUUAUUGGUGAUAUUAAAUCGACGCCGGCGUAUGGCAGUUUAAAUAUCAAGAGAGGAGGACUGCUGACCAACACGUCCGGUGUAUCGGACAAACUAAGUAAACAGCCAGGAAAGUUCAGUAUAGAUGAAUUCGAGACUAUUGGUGUCAUCAAUGGGAUACCAGCCCAUGAAUUCAAUUUAGAUCAAUUAGAAGAUAAACCAUGGAGGCAGCCUGGUGCAGACAUCACAGAUUACUUUAACUAUGGCUUCAAUGAAGAUACCUGGAGGGCAUACUGCGAACGUCAGAAGCGAAUGCGAAGCGAAUCUGGGGUGGGAUUAAUCUUGAAUGCAGGUGGCGGUGGUGGCAAUCCGAGCAGUAUGAGAAUGCCUCAGGUGGCGAUCACCAAUGACAACAGCAAAUACUCCGGCAUUAUGGGCCCCAAGAGGGCGGGCCCACCACCUGGCAGAAAAAUGGCAGGAACUAUAGAUGUUAUAGGAAGCUCCGGUUUAGCUUCCAGAAGAAAUUUGGAUAAAUCCCCACCGAAAGGAAACGUUAUACAAGUUAUGACUGCUGACAGAAGAGAGUACUCUAGAAAGCCAGGUUUUCCCGAUAUGAGCAUACCACCACCUGGCGCGGGAAUGCCGCCGCCACCGUUUGAUAUGCCUCCGCCGGGAUACGCUGGCGAACCGACGCCAUUCUACAUGCCGGAAACCGAUCCGUAUUACCAGAGUUAUGAACCAACGCAGGACAACCAGUGGGGUAAUGAUCCGACAUGGCAGCCGACAAAUCUAGCAAUUCCAAUGACCGAAGGUGAAGAUGACAAAGACAUGGGACCUAAAACAAUACCCACAAUGGUUCCACCGACAUCCAUUCCUCCUCUGAUGCAGGCGCGCGAUCAGAGAGACGGCAGGGACCGAGAUCGAGACAGGGAUAGAGAUCGAGACCGAGAAUUGGAUUCUAUGAGCAGAGAUAGGGACAAGGAUAGAGAUCGUGAUAGAGAGAAGGAUUCCAUGAUGAGAGAUCGCGAUAGAGAUAGGGAUUCUAUGACGCGAGAUGAGGACCGAGAGCGUGAUAGAUCCAGAUCUCAAUAUCGACAUAAAGAUCGACAUCGGCAUCGAUCAAGAUCUCGAUCUCGUAGACACAAGUCGAGAUCGCGAAGUCCGAGUCGACGUAAGAAGAAAUCUCGACGUUCGGAUAGAGAGCGUUCCAAGGAAGAAAGUGAAUAAAUAUGUGUACACGUAAAACCUAUAUUAAUAUACAGCGUCACAGGAUGUAUCAUAGAAUUUAAGCAAACAUUUUACAUAAUAUAAUAUUUCGAAAUAUACACAUCGGUAAAAUUAUUCAUAAUGCUAAUUGUAAAAUAUACAAUUAUAUUAAAUAUCAGAUGUAAGAAAGGAAAUGUACAAUGGUUCUUGUGGAAGUUACAAAUGAUAUAAUUUUUGACAAACGUAAAUUAUUGAUGCAAAUUAAAGUUGGAUUUACCGUUUGAUUAAAGAUUGCGGAUAAAGAGGGUGAA
Messenger RNA from Monomorium pharaonis (pharaoh ant), 1883 nucleotides. It is a transcript of the gene Fip1, whose product is annotated as pre-mRNA 3'-end-processing factor FIP1. The transcript is spliced from 4 exons. Lineage: Eukaryota; Metazoa; Arthropoda; Insecta; Hymenoptera; Formicidae. The record is from RefSeq and is a predicted model, not a curated record. Gene Ontology annotation, cellular component: mRNA cleavage and polyadenylation specificity factor complex. Bases 40 to 1593 code for a protein of 517 amino acids. Gene Ontology annotation, molecular function: RNA binding.